Hippoglossus stenolepis (Pacific halibut) is the source of this 994-nucleotide messenger RNA. RefSeq names its product membrane-spanning 4-domains subfamily A member 4A-like. Gene Ontology annotation, cellular component: membrane. The record is from RefSeq and is a predicted model, not a curated record. The coding region runs from base 60 to 785 and encodes 241 amino acids. The transcript has 7 exons. NCBI's taxonomy places the organism in Eukaryota, Metazoa, Chordata, Actinopteri, Pleuronectiformes, Pleuronectidae.
GUUAACCCGUCAUCUUAAAUGUGACUGAGCAGGAAGCCGUGGUUCAGAAGAGCAGAAACAUGUCUUCAUCCAUGUACACGACGGCGGAGGGCGUGCUGGUGGUCACCCAUGUGCACCCAUUUCCCCACGGUGCUCCCCAGGGUGCUGGACUCCCACAUUGUGUGGGAGUCCAGAAGUUCAGCAAGAACCAUCCAACUGUGCUCGGGACAAUUCAGAUCAUGGUCGGCCUCACCGUUCUGCUGUUUGGCAUCGCCAUGGCGAUUCCAGCGGACACGAUUGCCGCGUUCUCCGGCCUCUGGGUCUGGGGAACUUUGGUCUACAUCACAGCUGGAUCCCUGACAGUGGCUGCUGGGAAAUAUCUCACCCGCUCUCUGGUGAACGCUGCUCUGGCUUUCUGUGUCAUUGCAGCAGUUUUUUCCACCACCGGGACCAUCCUCUACUCUCUGGAUGCUGCAGGCUUGAUCCCUCAGUGCUGCGGCGAAAAUGACCAAUAUACCUGCUACAUUUAUCAGGGUCGGAUGGCGGGCUUUUCGGGGGUCUUGGCUAUUGCUAACCUACUAGAGCUGAUUGUCUCGAUCGUCGUCGCAGGAAUCGCCUGCAACGCCACUUGCAACUGCAGCGGAGAGCCGAGAUCAGUUAUUGUUAUACCUGCAGCGUUGGGUUUACCCGAGGUACCAGCAGCGGCUCCGCCCGUCUCACAGGUGCAGAACAAUUCUAAAGACCCACAACAACCGAGAGCCACAGGUGAACCUGAGCCUCCAACCUACGAUUCUGUCAUCAGCUGAAAACAACCUGCCUCUUCUGCAUUACCUGGCAACAUUAGGACUGAUACAGAUCUCUUUACGUGCACGCCCGUGAGCCAUCCAGGAAAAUGGCUUCAAUGUUUUCUCGCUUUCAAAACCUAAACUGACUUGUGUAAGAUUUGACAUCAGAAAAGCACAACGUGUCGGCUGUUCACCUUCUGAAAUGAUUAAACUACAUUCUUAUAUCUGCA